Molecule: messenger RNA, 204 nt
Organism: Fusarium graminearum PH-1
Lineage: Eukaryota; Fungi; Ascomycota; Sordariomycetes; Hypocreales; Nectriaceae
Exons: 3
Coding region: 1-204 (67 amino acids)
Source: RefSeq, a predicted model, not a curated record
AUGUUUCCCGUUUCUUGCUUCAUCGCAACUUUACCGCAUUUUUCGCAGGUCAAACUGAUGUUUGAGAUUUUGCACAUGAUGAAAGAGUUGGGCGUGGUGUUGUGUAGCGGGAUAAUAAAUGAACGAAUGUACAACAAGAUUACGGAAUCAGAUAUGGCUACGGCUAUGGAUAGAUGCUACCACUUGCCCUUGAUGUGCCUCUAG